AUGGUUGUCCUGAAUCCAGUGACUUUGGGAAUUUAUCUUCAGCUUUCCUUCCGCUUUAUCGUGUCUCAGCCUGCUUUCAUCAACAGCGUCCUCCCCAUUUCAGCAGCCCUUCCCGGCCUGGAUCAGAAGAAGCGUGGCGGCCACAGAGGAUGCUGCCUCCUGACGCCCCCUCCACCCCCACUGUUCCCACCACCAUUCUUCAGAGGGGGCCGAGGUCUGCUUCUCUCCCCAGACAUGAAGAAUCUCAUCCUGGAACUAGAGACCACGCAGUCCUCAUGCGCGCAAGGAUCGCUCGGCUCCCCUGGGCCCCCUGGCCCCCAGGGCCCACCAGGACUUCCUGGCAAGAUAGGACCAAAGGGAGAAAAGGGGGAGCUUGGCCUACCAGGAAGGAAGGGUAGACCCGGCCCCCCGGGUGUUCCUGGCAUGCCCGGGCCAGUCGGCCCCGAAGGACCCAGGGGUGAAAAAGGUGACCUGGGUAUGAUGGGCUUGCCAGGGUCAAGAGGACCAAUGGGCUCCAAGGGUUACCCUGGAUCCAGAGGGGAAAAGGGAUCCAGAGGUGAAAAGGGUGACCUGGGUCCCAAAGGAGAAAAGGGUUUCCCGGGAUUUCCUGGAAUGCUGGGGCAGAAAGGUGAAAUGGGUCCAAAGGGUGAGCCUGGGAUAACAGGACCCAGAGGACCCAGAGGAAGACCAGGAAAACGAGGCAAGCUGGGGCAGAAGGGAGAUAGUGGAGUAACGGGCCCACCAGGCAAGCCUGGGCCUUCUGGUCAACCUGGCCGUCCAGGUCCCCCAGGCCCCCCGGGCCCCCCAUCCGCAGGACAACUUGUGAUGGGACCCAAAGGGGACAGAGGAUUUCCCGGGCCUCCAGGAAGCUGUCUUUGUGGAACCCGUAUGAAUGUGAAUAACCCUUCCUACAGGGAAUCCAUGUUUGGGCCCAGUUCCCCGCACGUUCCUGUGAUUUUUGUCGUCAACAACCAGGAGGAGCUUGAGAGGCUGAACACCCAAAACGCCAUUGCAUUCCGCAAAGACCAGAGAUCUCUGUACUUCAAGGACAGCCUUGGCUGGCUCCCCAUCCAGGUGACCCCCUUCUACCCUGUGGACUACACUAUAGACCACCACGGCUCCUGUGGGGAUGGGGUCCUGCAGCCUGGGGAGGAGUGUGAUGACGGGAACAGCAACGUGGACGACGACUGCAUCAGCUGUCACCGGGCCUACUGUGGAGACGGUCACCAGCACAAGGGCGUGGAGGACUGUGACGGCUCUGACUUUGGCUACCUGACGUGCGAGACCUAUCUCCCUGGGUCGUAUGGAGACCUGCAGUGCACUCCGUACUGCUACAUCGACUCCACGUCCUGCCGCUACUUCACAUGAGGGCCGCGAGGAGGAGGAGGGCUGCGUCUUACGGAACCGGCAGCAGCUCCUCCACCCUCAGCAAAUUGACUUCGCGCCAUCCUGGUCCAGUUUCCACCACCUUCGUGCGACAACAAGGACAAACUCUUGCUGCUAAGACAUGCUUGUAACUCAGUCCGACUGGAAGAACUUAGGACUACUGCAUCCUGUCUUAAUCCAGAGUCCAGGAAAACCUUCCACGUGCCCGACCUGGGAACUGUUUCCCAUUGCUACCAUCUGGCCGAAUAGCCAAACCUACAGUGCCCUUUCUCUUCUGGAAUGUUACUGACCCACACCAUGGACUUGGCUUAGAACUGUUAGCCCCACCUAGACCUGCAGGGCCUUUUGAAUUUGUUCUCCUCCCACUUGGGGCAUCUGGUGUACAGGCCUCUCCAAUCCUCUGACCUCUGGAAAUGUGGGCAUUCUCACCCAGGGCAGUCGGCUGUCAGGUCUCUCCAGGCCCGUGAACCACAAAGCAGGGAAGUGGGCCCAUUCUCUCGGAGUGGCUCCCAGCUCUGGACCCACUGAGGAACCCCUCAACUGGCUACGGCCCAGCACAGCCUCAUGUGGAUGCAGCUUCCCCAAGAAGAGACCCAACUGUGAAAAGGUCCUGAGAAAGCCACCGAAAUGGUGCUCUGGCCCUGGAAGAGGGUGGAGGCCCAGCUGGGGUGCUCAGCAUGUGAACAAUAGCAGAUCAGUGGCCUUCUGCUUCUCAGUGUUUCCCAAAGGGGUAGCCCUUGUGGUUUCAUUGUCCCCAGCACCAUCUUGACCUUGUGGCCCUCGGCACCUUGACCUCUGUCUUGCAAAUGCCCCUUAUGUCCCUUUCUUGUUCAGGAGAUUCACUACCAGAGGGUGACCUCCUAAGUCUACACCUGGGCAGGCUUU
Neomonachus schauinslandi (Hawaiian monk seal) is the source of this 2271-nucleotide messenger RNA. RefSeq names its product collagen like tail subunit of asymmetric acetylcholinesterase (gene COLQ). Gene Ontology annotation, molecular function: heparin binding. The coding region runs from base 1 to 1368 and encodes 455 amino acids. The record is from RefSeq and is a predicted model, not a curated record. The transcript is spliced from 17 exons. NCBI's taxonomy places the organism in Eukaryota, Metazoa, Chordata, Mammalia, Carnivora, Phocidae.